Molecule: messenger RNA, 2731 nt
Organism: Drosophila suzukii
Lineage: Eukaryota; Metazoa; Arthropoda; Insecta; Diptera; Drosophilidae
Source: RefSeq, a predicted model, not a curated record
UUAGCUGAGUAACGGGUAUCUGAUAGUCGAGGUACUCGACUAUAGCGUUCUUCCUUGUUUUUCUAUGCUGACUAACAAGACUUAUAGAAGUGGUCAAGAAAAGUUGAUUAGAAACAUUAAGAAACUUAUACAGAGUACGGAAUCCUUAAUAAUAAAUAUUAUUGAACAAUUUUUUUAAAAUAUAGACCUAUUUUUCUAAACUAAUCUACAAGACCGUUUACUGACUUAUAGAAAAUAAAUAUUGCUAAGAUGUUGAAUGCGAUAGUUAAUUGGUCAAGCUAAAAUUUUGCAACUAUUAUAAGAUAUAAUUUUGUUUUCAACAAGCCUAUUUCGAGUUAAGAAUUAGUACCAUUCUGAAGCGAAUACCUUGUCAAUUAAAACCAAACAUUUCAAUAUGUUUGUUACUAAAGCAAAGCUAAUAAACUUUUGUGUGACAAAACAAAAGCUUUUUCGCCGAUUUACCUAUAAAAGAUCUGUCCCACUCUAAAACAUGGAGAAGUUAAAAUGUAAAUUCCACGCCCCAUUGCCAAGUGGUGGUCCAAAUUAACAGCUAAUUACGUGCGAAUGAGAACUACGGUGGGAAUGGGGUGUACGGGAUCCCCAGAAAAUGGUAGAAAAUGGAAAAGGGGCAGUACACACCAAACACGUACAGCAGCUAAAUGGCGGGAGCGAGACAGAUAAAGGGGGUCGGACAGCGAGCCAAACAUCAUUUGAAUACAAAAUUGCCCUUGAAAAGGGUUUGCCUGCCAUAUACAAAAGGCAAAAAAGUUCCAAAAAUAGCAACUUAAUACAAAAAACAAACAGAAAAUCCAAAGUCCCGUCGAGGCGACAACAAAAGUGACAAAUUAGUCAGGGGCGUCGACACCAAAAGCGUUACAAUUGAGAAAGGGUGCCCCCAAAAUGUCCCUUAAGCCCCCACAGUGUAUCUUAAAACAGUUCAACUUCCAAAAUCCAGCUGAAACAUUUAUAAACUUUCGACACUAAAGAGCAUACAAAAUUUUUGUCCAGUUUAAAGCAUCGUUUAUGGCCAACAUUCUUUAUAACGUUUUAGUAACUUAGUUUAUACUGUUAAAGUAAAAUUAAAAAAAACAGAAAACAUAACAUUUCGCAAGAUUUAAACUUAGUUUCAUAUCUUAACUUGAAUUUACAAUUAUUCAUCCAGAUGUACAUAUAUGAUUAAAAAUAUUAUAGGCAAAUAAUAAAAGAGUACUAUGUUGAAAAAUCAAUUAAAGCUGCAACUUGAAAAGAAUUCGAUGUUAAAUUUAACUUCAAAUUUGAGAAACGAGUACUAAGUACAAUUUUGUGAUCCAUAACUCUUAUUUGGAAUAUCUAACACUGAUCGCCUGGCAAGAAGAAGCUUCUGCAUAAAUAAUUGGCGGAAUAAUUGGCUUCGCUCAGGCGUAAUUAGCCGGAAUUCACGGAAUCCCUUCACCAUGAUGACAACGCGGGCGAGGCCAAAAGUCAAAUACCGGGACCAAAUGCAUGAACAGCACAGAAACACAAACGCAGGUGAAGGCGAUGCGAUGCGAUGGCAAAGGCAAAGGCGUGUGCCAUCUAAAAUUUAUAAAAAUCAAAGAAAGCACUGGGAGCUCAAGGAACCAAGUCCUUGGCGGUCGAAAUCGGGCUGCCAAGGUAUCCUCAACUGCGUGGCAAGCCUCUGCAGAAAAGUAAGUGAACCCUGGAGGAGUGCUAAAAGGGAGGACGAGGAGCAGGAGGUCAGCUUCGAGUGAAACAAAAGGGAAAUGUCGAAAACGAAUCUGGAUACACAUCAUCAUUUGUCUUGGCGGAAAGAAGGCGGUGGCGACGAAGGAGGCAGUGGCUCCAUUUAGGCCAGGCACAUUGAUGAAUGAAGUGCGUAGUGGCUGAAAGGCCAAAGGGCAGGCCGCAUUAAAAAUGCACACGCAAUCAGAAAAUUCUUUACGACGGUCUCAUAAGCUGAGGACUCCGGGCACCAGGACUCCAGGACACGGUACUCCCGGAUCCCGACUCCAUGAGCAGCCAGGUGAUGGAUCAGCGGCCUCAGAUAAGACAGGCGGAGAAGGAGCUGGAGCUGGAGCUGGAGCCGUGGUAAUGAGUGAGCUGAAUUGGGGCUGCUGCCGUCAAAUGUUGUAAACCCUCUUUUGAGCCGGGCCUCUCGCCGUACCGUUGGUGGCAAUUUAUAAUUUGUUUGAGGGCUUUCAGCGGCCUUUCAGGGCAAUUACCCCGCACCUGGCUUUACCUUUGGCAGCAACACCUUCGCAGCAUUUCGGCUUGACUGGCUGCGAACUUUGGCACCCCGGUUGGCCAGGACUCGGAUUCGGAUUCGGGUUCGCUUACUGGGUCAACGUGGUGGCCAUCUUCCCCCCUGUUGUGUAUAAUGGAACUGCCGAGAAUGUUUUCCUUCACGGAGCACGUUCAUUCAGCCAGGAUGCGUGUGUGCACUCGAAAAAAAGUUCAGUUUCCUCUACGUACUUGUUCUUUUAUUUCAAAUUAUUUCCUGAUUGUAUAACCAUAGGACAAGGUAUAUUAUAUACAUAGAAGACCUCCUCAGUUCUGUUAACACUAAUUAAAUGUUGAUUGUUGAUUCAUCAGUAUAUUAACUCAAAUAAGUGAAAAGUCGCUGGAAGUUCAUGUACAAACAGUUUACGUUUAUCCCUUUCUGGUUGAGGCAUAAAUUAAAUUAAAUUCGUUCGUUAUUACACUCAAAGAAGUAUUCGCCUUGAAUUCAAUGGUGUCUAUUUCUUUAUAUGUU